Molecule: messenger RNA, 2129 nt
Organism: Hevea brasiliensis (rubber tree)
Lineage: Eukaryota; Viridiplantae; Streptophyta; Magnoliopsida; Malpighiales; Euphorbiaceae
Product: probably inactive leucine-rich repeat receptor-like protein kinase At5g48380
Exons: 2
Coding region: 94-1833 (579 amino acids)
Biological process (GO): protein phosphorylation
Molecular function (GO): ATP binding; protein kinase activity; receptor serine/threonine kinase binding
Source: RefSeq, a predicted model, not a curated record
AUGGAUAAUAAUUUCAGGGAUUAAUCAGGUCAUUCACUUCUGGUUCCCUUGCAAUAAGUUGCAGCUUGUUGAUUGAUAAGCAUCCAAAUUAAAAUGGCCCAUUGCAGAGUAUUUAUUUCGGUUUCUUUCUACGCUUAUAUAUGGGCAUUUCUGCGUACUUCUACAGCUAGUUCACAUUCCACUGAUAUUUAUUGCUUAAAAUCGAUUGAAGAUUCUGUGGAAGACCCUGACAAUUUGUUAAGAUCUUCCUGGAACUUCAAUAACGAUUCAGAUGGCUUCAUAUGCUCCUUUACAGGAGUUCAGUGCUGGCAUCCUAACGAGAAUAAAGUCGUCAGCCUCUCACUACCUAAAAUGAAGCUGAAGGGCCGGUUCCCUCGAGGGAUUGAGAACUGUACCAGUUUAACAGGCUUGGACCUUUCAGGUAAUGAGUUCCAUGGACCGAUUCCAUUAGACAUCGGGAAAAGGAUGCCAUAUGUAACAAGACUAGAUCUAUCCUUCAACAAAUUUUCUGGUGAAAUCCCAUCAAGUAUUGCAAAUUGCUCUUAUCUAAAUGAUCUCAAUCUUGAGAACAACGAAUUAACUGGCCGUAUCCCACAACAAAUUGGCCAGCUUGAUCGGAUUAAGACCUUCAGUGUUGCAAACAAUCGAUUAUCAGGGCAAGUGCCAAACUUUGCGAAGGGCAGUAUCCCAGCUGAAAACUAUGCUAAUAACAUGGGACUCUGUGGAGGGCCUUUGGAAGAAUGCACAAAGCCAAGGAAAAUCAACUGGAAAGUGAUUGGUUAUACUCUUUCUGCGGCUUCAGUGAUGGUUGUACUAGCUUGUUGCGUUCCUUGGGUGCGUGUGGGGGAGAAGAAGAAAAGGAGGAUCACCGCAGCGGAAAUUAUCAUACUGAUGAUAGGAAGGAAGAACAAGAAAAGAGAGGAUGAGCUUGAGGAUGGUUUUGCAAUGAUAGAGGUCCAACAAGAAACAGAGAUUUCGAGGUUGGAGAAAUUUGUUACAAGAAUGAAUUAUAUAGAUCUUAGCUAUGCUACCCAAAAUUUCAGUCAACACAAUAUCAUUGGACACGGACAAAUGGGGACAAUGUAUAAGGCAACCCUUCCAAAUGGUUGGUGCCUCGCAGUGAAAAGGUUGCAUGACUCUCAACAAUUUGAAGAACAGUUCAUAUCUGAAUUGAAGACAUUAGCCAGAUUCAGACACGAUAAUUUAAUUCCAAUAUUGGGAUUUGCCAUAGAGUUGAAGGAAAGGCUUCUGGUGUACAAAUAUGUCUCCAAUGGAAAUCUUUUCGAUUGGUUGCAUUCAGCAGAAGACAAGAAGAAGAUUCUUGAAUGGCCUCUGAGGAUGAAAAUUGCUGUUGGAUUAGCAAGAGGCUUGGCAUGGCUUCACCAUCGAAACAGAUUCCGCUUGGCACAUCUCAACAUAAACUCAAAGUCUGUUUUACUUGACAAGAAUUUUGAACCUAAGUUAUCAAAUUUUGGAAGGGCAAGGAUAAGUUCACCUAUAGAAACUGAACUCUGGGAAUCGAGUUUUCUGAAAGAAGAUGUCUACAACUUCGGAAUUGUGAUUCUUGAGCUGAUCAAAGGUAAACAGCUUACUUCGUCAGACAGUUCUGAAAGGAGCUUGGAGGAAUAUACAAGUAAUAUCUCUACCAGCUCUGCUUCUUCUCUGUAUGAUGCUAUUGAUACGUGUUUGAUAGGGAAAGGACAUGAUGAUGAGAUUUUCCAGCUCUUUAGAAUUGCUUGUAAUUGUGUUGAACACUUGCCAGAGCGAAGGAAAAACAUGCUUGAAGUGUACGAAAUGAUUAAAGACGUCAGAGAGACACAAGUCCUCUCAUAAUGAUCCACAAAAAUCUGUGGAAUCCAAAAUUGCUUCACCAAAUUUCAGAGAUGAAUGAGGCUGAAAUAACAGAGAAUGCAAUAAAACAGAGCAAAAAUAUAUGGCCAUUUUUCUUCUUUAACUGUAUUUUAGGUUCAAGGAAAUGAAGGCAAGGUAUGUAGGUUAGUCCUGAAGAAAGCAUGCAAAAUAUGUACAAGGAAAUCUUAUCUCCAGUAUUAGCCUGAACUUGAUAACUUUGUGUACUGUUCUUGAAAUGAUGAUGUUAAUUUGUUGAGAGGUUUUUUUUUUUUUUUUUU